This is a messenger RNA of Lotus japonicus, 978 nucleotides long. RefSeq lists its product as uncharacterized. The transcript has a single exon. The record is from RefSeq and is a predicted model, not a curated record. Lineage: Eukaryota; Viridiplantae; Streptophyta; Magnoliopsida; Fabales; Fabaceae. The coding region runs from base 1 to 978 and encodes 325 amino acids.
AUGACACAAGAAGACACUUCUUACACCAUUGCACCACCCCGAACUUGGAAACAUGGUUACGUUGAUGGGUUAUAUUCGGUUGAAGGAUGGUUGGUGUUCCAGAAAUCCUAUUAUGACAAACAUCAAAUGUAUGAUUUGUUUCUGUUUUCCAAUCCAGUUUCUGGUGAAGAGUUUGAACUCCCACAUUUGCCACUGUUUUCAGGUCAGAUUGUUACUGAUGUUUCUGUUAAACUCGUGUUCUCGUCUACGCCAGAUUCUUCUGACUUUCUUGUGGUGGCUUGUGCUCGCAUCCUUUCUUAUCAUCCAAACAACAGAAGGAAACAACAGUUAGCUUUUUGCAAGGUCGCUGACGAGUCAUGGACUAUAAUUCUAACAGAUGAAUAUGGACCAACUCUUUUUAAUCAGUUUGUAAUUCUUGAUUGGAAAUUAUAUGUUAUGCAAUCAAAUAUAUCAGAUUUUGUGGCUGUUUUUAAUCUCAGAUAUUCAAAUAUCAUUACAUCCGAAAGGUUGGAUAUGCUGAACCCAAAUGCAAUUCCAACGGAACCUAGCUUUGAGGUCGACAAGGAUGGGGUUCAGUAUUAUAAUAAAAGUGAGGUGUGUAUGACAAGAGAUGGGGAUGAAUUGUUGUUCGUUCUUCAUCUUACCAAACAUGUUAUGCAUUCCCGUAGAUUCGUCGGGACAAAAGGAUUUCGCAUCUUUAAACUAGACAUAUGUGGCCCUAGAUGGAUAGAGGUUGAUGACUUGGGUGAUCGUGUUUUGUUGAUAGAUGAUACUCGAAUUCAAGUUAUUUCAGCUAAGGAAAUUAACCUUCCUGAAAAGUUGAGCGGAGGCAAUUUUGUAUUAUUCUCUAUUUUUAAAAGGUUGGAUCCUGAUCUUGGGGUCUUCUCUUCAAAGGAUAAGAGCUUUAAACAUUUAUCUCUCCAUCCCACUUUACAGGACUCCUCGGGGUGUUUGUGGUUCAUGCCUAGUCUUUGGUAG